Humulus lupulus (European hop) is the source of this 1336-nucleotide messenger RNA. RefSeq names its product glucan endo-1,3-beta-glucosidase-like. The record is from RefSeq and is a predicted model, not a curated record. Gene Ontology annotation, cellular component: plasma membrane. Gene Ontology annotation, molecular function: hydrolase activity, hydrolyzing O-glycosyl compounds. Gene Ontology annotation, biological process: carbohydrate metabolic process. The transcript has a single exon. NCBI's taxonomy places the organism in Eukaryota, Viridiplantae, Streptophyta, Magnoliopsida, Rosales, Cannabaceae. Bases 11 to 1153 code for a protein of 380 amino acids.
AGCAGUCCCAAUGUCGUUUCACUACUUCUCCCUCACAUUCUCUCUCUACUUUCUCUCUCUGGUCGCCGGAGCUACUUCUCUCACCGCCAUCGGAGCCACCUACUCUCCCUCCACCACCGCGACGCACUUGCGGCCACCUUCGCCCGAACGCAUCUCCGCUUUGGCGAUCUCCUUAGGGAUGAACUCGGUCCGACUCGAGCAACCGGACCCAACCACGGUCAGGGCCUUCCUAUACUCGAACACCACGCUUCUCCUAAACGUUCCCAACUCCCUGGUCCCAUCCAUGGCCGCCAAUCGCUCCAACGCCUUCCAGUGGCUCUACACGAUGGUGGUCCCGUUCUUUCCACGGGUCAAGAUCUCUAUCAUCUCUGUCGGCAACGACAUUCUGGAAAGCUCACCGGAGAACUCGAGCUUCCUCCUCCCAGCCAUGGAGAACGUCCACCUCGCUCUCCGAGAUCUCGGAAUUCGUAAGAUCUCCGUCUCCACCACCUUCUCCUUCAUUAAUGUGAUCACCUCCUUCUUCCCGCCCUCCGCCGCCCAAUUCCGAGAACCAGCUCUAGGGAACGUGAUCAGCCCCUUACUCCAGUUCUUGCGCGACACCAAUUCUUCAUUCUUGAUCAACGUCUACCCAUACAACGUGUACAGAAUGCGGAGCGAAAUCCCGAUCGGUUACGCUCUGUUCCAAGAGCACGCAUUCGGCUUCAGAGACGACCUCACCACUGGAGUCCGGUACCGGAAUCUAUUCGACGUGAUGAUCGAUGCCGUGAUAUGCGCCAUGGCGAUCUCGGGUCACGAGAACAUCCCCGUGGUGGUAACCGAGACGGGGUGGCCGAGCUCGAGUGGCGACGCGGGCGAAGUGGACGCGAACCCAGCAUACGCGGAGCUUUACUUAAAGGGUUUAGUGAGGCACCUGAGAUCGGGCAUAGGAACUCCGUUGAGGAAGGAAGGGGUUGCAGAGACUUACAUAUACGAGAUGUUCGAUAAGGAAGAGAAACAGGGAACUGCUAAGCAGAACCGGACAUGGGGGAUUCUUUAUCCUAAUAUGACCAACAAGUACAACAUUGACUUUUCUGGCUUGACAAGGACUAUUAGCGGGGGAAGGCAUUUUUGGGUGAGUCUUAUUGUUGGUUCAAUUGGUUUAUCUCUGUUAUAGAGUUUAUUUUUUGAGUAAUGGGGUUUGAGGAAAAGUCUUGUGCUUUUUGUAAAAAGUUUUGAGUAUUACUGGCUUUUGCUAUGUGGUUGUCUAGAAAAUUGACCAUUUUUUUUUUUUUGCUUAGUUCUAUGUGAUUAGACAAGUGGAUUUGUUUUAGAGUGGAAGUUCUCGGCAAAAUAUGAG